This is a messenger RNA of Acaulospora colombiana, 470 nucleotides long. The record is from the annotation of a GenBank genome assembly. NCBI's taxonomy places the organism in Eukaryota, Fungi, Glomeromycota, Glomeromycetes, Diversisporales, Acaulosporaceae.
GAUUUGGAGGACGCAGGGCCGUAGUAGUAAGACGAAUCACCCGGGUUUUCGGGAGCGUAAUCGUCGUCGUCGGCGGAGGGAGGCGUUGGAGGAAGGGUGUUAUAAACGGGGGAGUGGUGGAGAAAAGAGGAAGUGCAGGCCAAACAAAGGCUCCAAAUAGGAGACAGAGGGGAUUCUGUGAAAAGGGGCAAUGCGCGGCCGCGCCAGCCACGCCUUGUGAUGAUCUAGAAGUUGGUGAUGGAGGGGUGGGAGGCGUGUGGGGGAAGCAGACUAGAGGCACUAGCUUGAUCACCACCACGAGCGCACAAGUAUCCCAUCUCGCUUUUAACUCAACUUGUUCACCUUCCAAAGCAGGAUUAAUGGAGCACGAGCGCGAAACAAACCAGACUGCCAUUGUCAGAAUUGAUUUUGACUCUGCAUUCACCCAUUUGGCUGCUAGAUCACAGCCCAGAUCAGGCGCAUGGCGAUGA